Molecule: messenger RNA, 4018 nt
Organism: Thunnus maccoyii (southern bluefin tuna)
Lineage: Eukaryota; Metazoa; Chordata; Actinopteri; Scombriformes; Scombridae
Gene: ppp1r14bb
Product: protein phosphatase 1, regulatory (inhibitor) subunit 14Bb
Exons: 4
Coding region: 496-882 (128 amino acids)
Biological process (GO): regulation of phosphorylation; innate immune response
Cellular component (GO): cytoplasm
Molecular function (GO): protein serine/threonine phosphatase inhibitor activity
Source: RefSeq, a predicted model, not a curated record
AACAUUUGUUUUUUCUUUUUUUUUCAGUCGCGCUACGUCUGAUGCGCUCGAGUCCAGUCAGAGUGCGCGCACGCAGCUCUCGUGGGGACCGAGAGAAAGAGAGAGAGACGCGUGAUUUCUCUUUGUACUGAAUGAAGAGUUGAGGCCGGCUCCGCUACUGCCGUCUCUUUUUAUAUAAGCAGAGUUUGCAUGCUGUAAAUAGCCCAAUAAGCCGGUUACACUUUACGUUUCACCGUAUCCGUCGGUCUCUUGUUUUCUGGAGGCGACCCGACCACUGCCAAUGUCCCUUUGAGCGGUUCUGGACAACAAAAGCAUCAGGUCCAACGUUGUUCUUCGGGGGAUUUCAAGUCACACAUUUCAUCAGUCAGGAUUUUUUCAGUGCGGGAAAGCGAACCCCCGCACGUCCACAGACCGCUUCGCCUCCUUUUCGUCGCCCCUUUCACACUUCCACACCUCCGGGGGGGGUUGGAUUUUUUAUUUCCAUAGCGAGCGACCAUGGCUGCUGUAACAAGCCCGGAGACGAGCCCUCAACCCCGGGUAUACUUCCAGACGCCGGCCGGCACCACGGAGGAACCGGAGACACCCGUUCGGAAGCAGGGACGCGUUACCGUCAAAUACGACCGUAAGGAGCUGAGGAAGAGACUGAACCUGGAGGAGUGGAUUAUCGACCAGCUAACGGACCUCUACGACUGUGAGGAGGAGGCCAUUCCUGAGCUUGAGAUAGAUGUGGAUGAACUGCUGGAUAUGCCCAGUGACGUUGAGCGGGCAGCCAGGGUCAAGGAAUUGCUGGUUGACUGUUUUAAACCUACUGAGGACUUCAUCUCAGAGUUGCUCAACAAGAUCCGAGGGAUGCAGAAGCUCUCCACGCCUCAGAAGAAAUGAUGGCGUCCAUCCUCCUCCUCCUCCUCCCUCCCUCCCUCCCCUCCUCUUCCUCCUCCUCAGCCCUCACCUCUCAUCUUCCUGCCACUUCCCAUCCUUUAAUUUUAGUUUUUUUUCCAUCUGCUCCUUCCUCCUUGUUAGGCCCUCUUCUCUUUCUUAUUUCUGUUUUCAUCUCUUGUUGCCUGGAUACAGCCCCAUAAAUCGUCCUUUCUGAAACUAUUAGUAAAAAAGAAGAAGUUUUAAAAAAUGCGUAAUUACUAGGUGAAAUCAACGCCAUGUGAUUCAUCUUAAACCAGGCCCUCUCCUUCCCUCUCUGCCCCCUCCUUCACCCUUUUUUAUUUGGCUUUUUACUCCUCUUCCUCAUCCAGCUCUUCUUCCUCCCACCCUCCUUGCAACCAACCCUCCAUCUGUCUCUGCCCUACAAGAAGAAGAAGAAGAAGGAGAGGAGCUGAAAUCACUCCCAUAAUUACUGAGAGCAGAGAGGCCAAGAGUGGGAAGAGGAACAAGAGAAAGAGUCUGCAACAGCCAAGAAAAGCGUGGAAGGGUGAACGCUGAAAGAGGAGGACGGAGCAGCCAAUCAGCUCGAAGCAUCGCUCACGUCUCUACCAAUGAGAUUUGUCGUUUUGUUAUUUGUAAAGGGUCUAAACUUGUAAAUGAUCCAGCUACCAACCAUCAUUCUUCUGCUGUUUUCUGGUUCUGUUUGAGGGCAUGGGGAUAUUCACUUGACUUUUUUUUUUAAUUAUUAUUAUUAUUAUUAUUAUUAUUAUUAAAUAACUUUCAGAUUUUUGGGGAUCUGUACCAUCUUUGUCUGCUAAUUUCCCCCUCCAUUUAAUCAGAGGCAUUUGCUACAGUGGUGCAUUUAAAGGCUUUUUCGUGUGUGCGUGUGUGUCUGUUGAAAAAUCUGCACUAUGUCAUUUUGGGAAGAAAGUCUGAACCUCUGACCACAAAGAAUAAUGUAUGGUAUAUCUUUAGUGCAGCGUAACUGUCUCCAGAGGAAAAUCUGAUCCCUGGAAAUGGUGGUUGAACCUAAAAAAAGAGUCACUGGUUGGCUGUGGUGGUCGUAUGGUCCAACUAAUUUUAGACAGAAAACACUGAUCUUCCUUCGAGUAGAAGUAGGUCCUCUUAGGUCGGAUGAUGUGCUUGAAAAUAAGUUUUAUUUUUUUUCUUUCCUCAGAUGUGUGUAGUGCAGUGGUUAAGAGAGGCUCUGUAGAAGCCACUGCUGUCCGGCCUGCACAUACAUGUGUAAGUCUGUGUGUUGCUAAAUGCUACGUGUGUAUGUUGCUACAUAAUGUACAGCAACAUUCAUAAUAGGAGUGUUUUCUUAUGGCCUGUAUAUUCUGCUGUUCUGUACGAGAAAGAAGAUUUUUAGUAUAGGACUGGUUCCUGUUUAGGUUUUUUUUUUGUUUUUUUGUUUUUUUCUCUCUGGAUGCAUUUUGUCACACACACUCUGACAGUCCGACAGGGGGACCCAGAACAAAGCUGCCUUGUUUGUGUCUUUUUUUUCUUUUUUUUCUUUUUUUUUUCAAUUUUUAUUAUUCCCCCUCUCUUUGUCUCUUUCUCACUGUUUCUCUUUUAUUUAGUCCACCGCAUUCUUUUGUGUUUGGCAGAGGUCAGUUCACAGUGGUCACACGUACAUGGAAACUCUGAAAAUCUCUUUGGAGCUCCGUGUUGGUGUGGAGACUUUUGAAGCGUCCUCUGCCUGUCACGUCAGUAAGACCCACCAAUGAGACGGCCGAGUGGGCGGGAUAGAGGGAGGGAGGGAGGCCGCUGUUUCAAAUUGAAGCUCUUCUAAUUGCAUUCAACCUUCUUUUUUUUUCCCCCCCUUUCUUUCUUUCUCUCACUCUCACACACAGGCCACCCUUGGGACGGAGGAAACGGAAACACGUUAGCAAACACAGCUGCCUCUCACACACACGCACACACACACACACACACACACACACAUAUAUCAGGCACUGACAGAAAGAGAGAGGGACAGGCCCAGAGCUGUCACAAGAUGUGUGUGUUUCCGCGCUACAGCUGCCAGUCAUCUCUAAGAAUAAGUCAUCUGUUUCUGAUCCUGAGCCAAUCAGAUCAGAGGCUGAAGCCCAUUGGCCAAUAGGAGAAGCAGUAACACUUGCUGUGAUUCCUGUGACCAAUUGUGAACACCUGCGGUGACAGCAGACCUUCACCGUCUGUCUCUCUCUUUCUGUCUCCACACCAACAGACACACACACACACACACCCAAACUGGCCCAUUUUCAUCUUGCUGCUCUGUCAUUUCUCCCUGGCAUCCCCCUCUCUCCUCCACCCAUCCAUUUCCAUCCUUCUGUCCAUCCACUCUCCCUCUAUCCUUUCUUCAUUUUCCUUUUUUAAAAAAAACAGAUGUUGCCUUAGGUAUUAUUUAUGUUACAUAAACCAAAUAAACGGGAGACAUUCAUUUUUAAAAAGGUAACGCAAACUGUUAAAAACCUGCGUUACUAAGCAGAACUGCGGCAUGUGGAGAAUCUUGGAUCUUCUGUCGCUCCUUUUUUUUUUUUCUUUUUUGAAAAACAAUGAGAUUCUGUUGUUUUGGGGUUUUUUUUAGAAGUGAGUGUUUAAUACUUAGGCCUUGAUACAGUGAUUUUGUUUAGAUAAACAAUGUUCUUUACAUUUACCAUUUGAAUACUGGUCUGUUUUUAUUGUGAUCAUGACACUUCUUGAUGCCAGGCCUUGGAUUAACAUGUAGUUGAACAAAAAAUCCAUUCAGAUACAUUUUGAUGCGAUUGCUUUUGCCUUCAUUGUUGGGUUUCCAAAUCAGCUGUCUGCAUAUUUUUGGAAACAUCGUGAUUGGUCGGAUUGUACCAGGCAAACUCAAUCAGUAGCUGAAUUUGAGUGGAUUUUCAUUUCUAAAUCCAGGUUUGGAUUAUACCUUAUUAGACUGUUAUUGAGAAGUCUGUUUUUUUACUGUUGGGGAAAAUUGCAAAAAAAAAUAUAUACUGAUUAUUAUCAUUGAGGCUAAAUACAAGAGCUAAACAUGCAGAUUGGAGGAGUGGUGGUGUUUUUUGGACAUUGAUUAGAUCAAACCAACAAACAAAUGUAGCAAUAUCAACAACAGGUCUUGUUUUUGCCCAAUUUUGUUACACUUUUAUGCAACUUUAAUAAAAACAUGUAAAAUGGA